Cutaneotrichosporon cavernicola is the source of this 330-nucleotide messenger RNA. RefSeq lists its product as uncharacterized. The record is from RefSeq and is a predicted model, not a curated record. The transcript is spliced from 3 exons. The coding region runs from base 1 to 330 and encodes 109 amino acids. NCBI's taxonomy places the organism in Eukaryota, Fungi, Basidiomycota, Tremellomycetes, Trichosporonales, Trichosporonaceae.
AUGACCCUCAAGCAGUAUUACCAGCCCGACAGCAAGGCGCAGGCCGCGUACCCCAUCCCCAUCCCCGUGCCAGCCCCCGCGCCCGCCGCGCCGGUCCCGUAUGGCCAGGCAUUCCCUCCGCAAGCCUCUCAGCCCCAAGCCACUCAGCCGGGAUACGCUCCUCAGCCUGCUAUGGCUCCCGGUCCUCCUGCCGUUGUCAUCCAGGCCCCGCCCGAUAAGACCGGCGUCGUAGCCAAGACUGCGGCGUGCUGCGGUAUCGGCGCGCUAUUCGCCGGGCUGUGCAUGCUCUGCACCGAGUAUUGCGUCUGCGACGCCAUGUUCUAUGCGUGA